Molecule: messenger RNA, 447 nt
Organism: Paramecium octaurelia
Lineage: Eukaryota; Ciliophora; Oligohymenophorea; Peniculida; Parameciidae
Source: the annotation of a GenBank genome assembly
CUCAAAGCUAAUUUCUUGACUAAAAUGUCUGGACCAAUUCCUUAUCGACUUCAGCAAUUGCAUAACCUACUGAGAGGUCUAAAGGAAUUAAGAAAUGACUUUUUAUGAAGCUUUUUAAAAAGUAUAUAAUUUCCUUAUAAUCUUCUAAGAUCUGGGAUACUGUACUUCGUUUGUGAAUUAGUAAACAUCGAAUGUGAUAUUGAAAACAUAAAAAAUACACAGCAAAAAGAUCUAUAAGUACAUGCAUAAUGGCAGCUCCAGGAACAAGUUAUUUGAUGCCAGAACCCUACAGAGUUGUCUUAGUUAUAGGGUAACUUUUGUUGAACAAGAUUAUUUGUUAGUUAAAGAAUCAAUUCUAGAUGAUGUUUUCAACACUUUUAAAUCGUAAAUAUAAGACUUUAAUGGACCAGAAACAAAAAUUCUGGAUGUCUAAACAGAAUAGUGAAU